Molecule: messenger RNA, 2147 nt
Organism: Spodoptera frugiperda (fall armyworm)
Lineage: Eukaryota; Metazoa; Arthropoda; Insecta; Lepidoptera; Noctuidae
Gene: hfp
Product: poly(U)-binding-splicing factor half pint
Exons: 8
Coding region: 217-2067 (616 amino acids)
Biological process (GO): mRNA splice site recognition; alternative mRNA splicing, via spliceosome; regulation of alternative mRNA splicing, via spliceosome
Cellular component (GO): catalytic step 2 spliceosome; precatalytic spliceosome
Molecular function (GO): RNA binding
Source: RefSeq, a predicted model, not a curated record
AUUCAAUUCAUUUCAUUCCCUACCUGUGCGUUGUACGGUUGUUGUAUCUCGUAAUAAUUAUUUGCUUGGGUCCGGUGUGGCAUCGGUGUGGUGUUGUGAGCUUAGCGUGGUAUUAUUUUUUGAUGAAAUCAAAAUUACAUUUGGUGGAUUUAUAGUUUUGUUUGUAAAUUAGUGUUUAUUGUGAAUCACGUUACUAAUAAAGCCUUAUAAACAAUUAUGGAAUUGUUGCAGGGCGGCAACCCCGGAGCGCUGCAGCCGCCGCUCCCCCCGGGGAUGAUGGCGCCACCCGCCGCGCCCGGCCUGGCCGUGCCCGGCCUGGCGGGGCUACCCACGCUGGCCGGGUUGCCCGGGUUGACGGCCGGCUUGCCCGGGCUGGCGGCCGGCCUGCCCGCCGGCCUGCCCGGCCUGCCCGGUGGACUGCCCGGUGGCUUCCCUUCGGCGCCCAUCUACGACUUGCAGCAGGUCGGAGAUGUGUUCACAGGUCCGGGCGCGAAGUGCUCGACGCUGCCCGCCAUACUGGGCGGCUCGCUGCCGCGGCUGUCGUCGGAGCAGGCCGAGGCGGUGGCGCGCGCCAAGAAGUACGCCAUGGAGCAGAGCAUCAAGAUGGUGCUGAUGAAGCAGACCCUGGCGCACCAGCAGCAACAGAUGGCGUCGCAGCGGACGCAGGUCCAGAGGCAACAGGCGCUCGCUCUCAUGUGCAGAGUAUAUGUGGGCUCGAUAUCAUUUGAGUUGAAGGAGGACACGAUCCGGCAGGCAUUCCUUCCGUUCGGGCCGAUCAAGUCGAUCAACAUGUCGUGGGACCCCGUCACACAGAAGCACAAAGGUUUCGCGUUCGUCGAGUACGAGAUCCCCGAAGCAGCGCAGCUCAGCCUCGAACAGAUGAACGGAGUCAUGCUGGGCGGCAGGAACAUCAAAGUGGUCGGCCGACCCUCGAACAUGCCGCAGGCGCAAGCUGUCAUUGAUGAGAUCCAGGAGGAAGCCAAACAGUACAACCGCAUAUAUGUUGCAUCCAUCCACCCGGAGCUCACUGAAGAUGAUAUUAAAAAUGUUUUUGAAGCUUUCGGGCCGAUCACAUAUUGCAAACUGGCGUACGGCGCGUCCGCGCACAAGCACAAAGGUUACGGGUUCAUAGAAUACGCCACGCUGCCCGCCGCGCUCGAGGCCAUCGCGUCCAUGAACCUGUUCGACCUCGGCGGCCAGUACCUGCGCGUGGGCCGCGCCAUCACGCCGCCCAACGCGCUGGCCGGCCCGCCGCAGCCCUCCGCCAUGCCCACGGCCGCCGCCGUCGCCGCCGCCGCCGCCACCGCCAAGAUCCAGGCCAUGGACGCCGUCGCCAGCAACGCCGUCGCGCUCGGCCUCACCAAGCUCAACGCGCUCGGCGUGUCCCCCGCCGCCGCGCUGCCCUCGCUGGCCGCCGCGCUGCCCGCCGCGCUGCCCGGCGCGCUGGCCGGGCUGCCCACGCUGCCCACGCUGCCCACGCUGCCCGCGAUGCCGGCCAUGCCCGCGCUGCCGGCGAUGCCCGCGCUGCCGGCGGGCGCGGCGCCGCUGCCGCCGCCGGGCGUGGUGAUCCCGGCCGCGCCACGCGAGGCGGGCGGACCGGGCGGGCCGGGCGGGCCGGCCGGGGCCGAGGCGGGCCAGCAGGCGGCGCUGCAGCGCAAGUUGCUGGACUCGUCGCCCGACACGCUGCAGCAGCAGGAGUCGCUGAGUAUCUCGGGGCAGUCGGCGCGCCACCUGGUCAUGCAGCGCCUCAUGCGGCGCCGCGCCUCGCGGACCGUGCUGCUCUGCAACAUGGUGGAGGCCGAGGAGGUGGACGAGGCGCUGCACCACGAGAUACAGGAGGAGUGCUCCAAGUGGGGCCGCGUGGAGAGACUCGUCAUCUACAACGAGAGACAGAACGAGGACGACGACCCCGCGCACGCCAACGUCAAGAUCUUCGUACAGUUCGCCGAGCCCGACGAGGCCAUGGCGGCGGCGGGCGCGCUGAACGGUCGCUACUUCGGCGGGCGCACGGUGCGCGCCGCGCUGUACGACCAGGACCUGUUCGACCACGGCGACCUGUCCGGCUAGCUACGCCCGCCUCGCUACCGCGGGGACUAUACAUAACUUCUAAUGUGAUAAUUCUUUCGAUUAAAUACUGCUCAUUUGUA